Molecule: messenger RNA, 7133 nt
Organism: Porites lobata
Lineage: Eukaryota; Metazoa; Cnidaria; Anthozoa; Scleractinia; Poritidae
Source: the annotation of a GenBank genome assembly
AUGGCGACAGCAGCACCUUCACCCCUGGCCAGCUCAAGAGAGAAGACAAAUGGAAACAAGCUGAGCAGGCUCCUUAUCGAUGGUGGAACAACAGCACUGAGGAAUAUUUUUGAUGCUAUUCACCCUCCUACCAACUUAACGUCUGAUCUCAAUUCCAAUUACUCCAUUCUUAACAACCUUUUGCGUAGAAGAGUACUAAAUGGCCAUCAGUGGGACAAACUGUUCCCCUCUGGUGGAGGGCUACCAGACUCCAACACGUUUGACAUCACUCUUCUGUUCCUUCUGCUAACCAACAUUUGUGGUUUAUCCCCUCCCCUGACAGGAUGGCACACCAAGCCAUCCCCUGGUGACAAUUCUCUUGAGGCUAACCUUGCUCGCGUUAAGCUCUUUCGGAAUGAGCUGUACGGUCACGUGACGUCCACGGGAGUUAAUGCGACAUCUUUCUCUACGUUUUGGCAAGAAAUAAGCACCACUCUUUAUUCGCUCGGUUUAGAUCAAGCUGAAAUUGACAGACUGAAGGCAGAGCAGGGUGGAGAGGAAGAUUACCUUGAUGCCUUAAUUGAGUGGGCUGACAGUGAAGGAGACAUAAAAACACAGCUGAAGGAUAUCCAGCAGACGCAACUUAAACUCAGUAAAACGGUUGAAGAUGGCACUUUAAAGAUGGAAGAGCUACGUCAAGUCCUAAGCAGAACUCAGGAUGUCGUAGAUGAAGCAGUGGAAAUAGAACUCAAAGGACAACAAGAAAUGAGGGCAGCACAGUCACGUUUAGAGGGAGUGUGUGAGUCCCAAGACGAAAUUCGUGCGUCAAUUCAAGAGGUAAAAGAGGAAGUAAAAAGCUUGACGAAAAAGAGAAACGAGCAGGCAGAUGAAGUGCUAAGAACUCUUGUGAAGUCGGAAUUCAAAGGAGACAUAGAAUUUCAUGCAAACAAAUUCCAAGAAGGAACUCGUGAGUGGAUCUUCAAAAGCAUUGAAAACUGGUUAGAUGACCGAGCAUCGCCACAUCGGGUGAUGGUAAUCAGUGGAAAUCCAGGGAUGGGAAAGACUGUUAUCUCCGCUGUUGUUUCGCAAAGAAUGCAAAAGGCUGGAAGACUCUCGGGAAGCCACUUUUGUCAGCAUGACGAUUCAAGGUACCGAGAUCCUCGUUUAAUGCUCCAGUCUUUGGCCUGUCACUUGUGUCAAGCGAUGCCAAAUUACAAAAAUGCUCUAGUGGAACAGCUGUCAAGAAAUCUAGGUAAAGAUCUCAACAACAUGGGGGUAAAAGAGUUGUUUGCGUUGCUGUUUAAAGAGCCUCUAAGCACAGUACAAGAUCCUGGAAAAAACACCCUAAUAGUCAUUGAUGGCCUUGAUGAAAGCGAGUACAAAGGACGAAAUGAGCUUCUACAUGUAAUCAGCAACCACUUUUCUAUGCUUCCAGUUUGGAUUAGAAUUUUGAUCACAACUCGUCCAGAGAGGAGCAUAAUAGACGCAUUGCGACAUUUAGAGCCAAUCGAGCUUGAACAAAAGCAAGAAGAGAACUUAAAUGACAUUCGCACCUUGUUUGAAAUACAGCUCAGUCACAAAAUUGGUGAAGAGCAUAAAGAUAUUCUCUUAAAAGAGCUGGUUAAGAAAUCAGAAGGCCUGUUUAUUUACGGUUACUUUAUAGUGGAUUUUAUCCAAAUGAAUGUUUCAAUUCUUACCCCUGAUCAGCUGGAAAGCAUACUGCCUUCAGGUAUUUCAUCCGUUUACUCGCUCUAUUUCAAACGGUUAGAGAAUGAACUUUGCAAAGAGCUUAAUACAGAUGAGGAACAUUUUUUGCGUUUCCUGUGUGCUUUGACCGCUUCAAGAGAGCCCCUGCCAGUGGAAUUUAUUGCCAAAAUUCUAUACCUUGGGGAAAAAUCUUUGAGCGCGCAGCGAAAAGUUAAAAAAGCGAUAUCUUGCAUCUCUACACUGUUACAAGUUCGGGAGGGUCGUCUGCACUUUUUUCACAAGUCAAUCAAGGACUGGCUAGUUGCAUCAUCGCCCUAUGAACAACAUGAUUUCACCGUGGACCAGAAAGAAGGUCAUGCCGUCCUCUCCAAUAUUUGUGCUUCUGAACUGGACAACAUUAAGCGAAAAGGGGUUCAUGGCAGACAGUUUACAAGCACUGAAAGAUAUGCUUUGAUUCAUACUAUCCAGCACAUGCUUGAGGCCAAUGAUGAUCAUGAAUGGACUGACGGUUCAAGGACCAUGACUGGCACAUCCAAUCAGGUAUACCAGUAUUUGACGGACCUAGAGCUUAUGUACGCAAAACUCUGUGUAAAUAGAACAUCUGCCACGGAGGAUCUCUUCCGUAUUUGCAACGAACAUUCGGGUAUACUGAAUGAGCAAAGACAUUCAAUUGCAACACUGCUCUAUAAUGUUCUAAGAAAACAUUAUUAUAUGUUGCUAGAUCACCCUCACCUAUUUUUCCAAUGUUUGAUUAACGAAGGGAUUCCUGUAUUAUCGUCUGCAGCAGCAAGUAUCGUCGAAUCAUCUUUCCCCACAAUACCCUACAUGAAAAAUCUAGAUAAUAGUAAGGACCAGACGGGAGCAGAGCAAGCAAGGUUCUACUGUUCAGAUAAAAUCGCUUGUUUCGAUGUUUCACCUAAAUUGGAUUACAUAGUAUGCGAGUGUCGAGACCAAACAAUCCAUCUGUUUUCCCUGCAGACUGGUAUCAAAGUAUGGGUUCGACGAUCACCAAUAACAAGAGAGUAUGGUUUUAGAAAUGCAAAUGUAAGUGGUGCAUAUCAUCAGAUAGGGCAUUUUUUGUCAUUUUAUCAUUCUGUCAUCUUUCAUCCAAAUGGGAGGUCGGUACUACCUGGAACUCUUCGAUAUGUUUUCACCUUAAGUGGAGAGAAAGAAGACCUUUUUCCGGAAAGUGACUGUACAUUCUCAAAAUGUGUUGUACGUUCUCCUGUCAACAAGAACGUCAUUAUCACACAUUGCCCGACGCAGCCAAAGCGGAUUAACUUUUGGGACAUGGAAAAUGGCCUAAAACUUUUAUCUUUCGAUUGCGGUAAAGACAUUUUUUCCUUUGCCGUUUCUGAUGAUGGGUCGUUGAUUGCUGUUUCGGAAAGGGAUGAUUAAGAUACAAUUACUAUAGUUAACUUAAAAGAAAACUCUCGUUUAAAUAUCAUUUCCUCUGGAGAACAAGGACCUUGUGGAUUCUUGCGCUUUACAUCCGAUCAAAACACGCUUGUUUAUGGCUUUCAAUAUUCUACUUGCGCAGAUGAAGCUUCUUGCCUCUACUGCGAAAGCGCUUAUAACGGAGUACCUGGGUUUAAUUUUAUUACGCCUUUAAAUAACAUUCACCUACCUGGAAAAAAGAAUCUGGAAGAAGCAGAAUUUACACCCUUCGUCUUGUGGCCUCGUAUUCUAUCAGGCGCUUUGACGAAAAAUGAUUUUACGGAGCAGAACAAGAGCUCUUCCUGGUUAAAAAAAAUUCAGAGAAGGAUGCCAAUUUAUUUGCGGGUUUCUCCCUCAGACUUGACGAUCAAACAGUAUUGGCUGGCAGCCCGGAGCACAGCUAUGUUAUGAUGUUAAAUGUUAGGAUACUUCAGAGUGAGUCUGAUUUCACGGACACGAAGAGAAUAAUCGAGUUGCAUAAAAGAGAAAUUGUAUUUUCUCUGGAAGGAGAUACGAUCUACUUCAUUAUUUCUGAAAAAUCUAUGUUCUUCCCAUCUCCUCCUUCUUUAAUCACUGUCUGGAGAAUGUCAACUCGAGAAAUCCUGACGUCAAAGACAUUCUCUGGUCCUACAUCUAUCGCUCCAAUGAAGACAGGUGUCCUGCUUGUCACUACUGAAAAACCGCGGAUAGUAGCAGAACUGUGGAAUUUCGAGUUGUCUGAGUGUAAUCAACGUAUUGUCGAACUUACUUCUAAGACUGCUAUGCUAUACAGAGCUAUAAUGUUCCCAGUAUCUGAUAAUCGGAUAGCAUUCUUUUACCACUUGAACUCCCACGAAUUAAAAUGUAUCAGCAGUUCACGAAACCGGGAGGAAAACCAAGAAUCACCCCAAGCGGAUUUGUUAGAAUCCUCAGAUGGUAACAUUAAUUGCAUUGACUUCAUAGACGUCACCAACUUCGGAGGAAAGCUUAUUUCCUCGCUAAGGAUUAAAGCUGACCUUGAAGAAAUCUUAAACUGCACCCCUUCCAGUAGCAGUUUAAGCCAAGUGCUGGUCUGUAGUUCUAGGAUUAUAAAAGUAGGAAAUGGACUUGUAGACGAGGAGCAGGCAACGGUGAGUUUGAGAAAUGAAGGUUUCGUAACAUGGAAAAGAGACACGACAUUCUACAAUUCAAUGUGCCUGAACCCACACAUGAUUUUAUCGCCCAAAAAUGAAUUUGUUGUCACGUGGAACACUCUUACCGGGGGUAAGGGUCUACAUAUACUUAAUGCAAGUACAGGAGAAACACUCCACGUGUUCUUUGAAGACCAAGAAGACAUUGUUGAUUGUAAGUUUCUAGAUGACGAAGCCGUGGUUUGCUGCUGUAAGGACAACUUCCUUCGAUUGUAUAAUGUCAGAACCGGAGAUCUACUAACUAUUCUAGACAUUGGAGAGCAACCGUUCUGUUUGGGAGCCUGUCUGUACCAGCUUCUUGUUGUCAUUGGGUUGUCCGAGACAAGAAUAAAAUUCGUCCACGUACAUUUGCCAACGGAAUCUAAAAAGAAGAAAUAAAGGUGAGCCUUUUUCUACUCGGUCAAAAAUAGGUACAAGGCUAGUUUCGCAAGUUACUGUAACCUAACAGUAUCUAGACUCUAGAGCAGUCUUCGUUUUCUCAGUCCAUAGAGCGAAAGGCGCGAUACACGAAAAUAACCACGCGCGUGACUAAGGGUGGCUCUCUCCCACGCGUAUACUUCCUGUACUAAAAACAUUAAUUGGAAGAAAAUAGGGGACUACUUGCAGCCUAAACCAGAAGCCAUAAUUAAUUAUAGCGCCUGGCCUAAACAGUACCCACAUCACAACACAAUAAGUAGAUAUACGUCUAGAGUGAAUCUCAUUCUUACAAAUUUUCGCGCAUAAAUUCAGAAAUCGUAUUCCGCGAUUUAGGUGAAACACAUACCGAAGUUACAAAGGGUAUAAUACCAUUCUUUGAUCUGCUCAGUGAAAAAGACCAGCGCCAAAAAGAAAGAGCCGACCAUAAAGUUUAGUGAAUGUACCAAAGACGGUUUUGAAAGAUUUAUACUGUAGGACACAGGUGAUAGUGAAGCAGAGAGAGAAUAUGAGUCUAAUAUGGAAUAAUCUACGAAAAAGAACCAUGUUUGAAAUUACCUAAAAUCAUUGCCAUCACGUCCACGACUUACAGCAACUUUAAUUAAGAAUUAUGUUCUGUUGUAACGUGACAUAGUAUUAAAUUUUGAAACUUUAAUUUUUCUUGCAUUCUAGUUUUUGCGAGUAGUAGAUUUCGGGAUCAGUGUUUUGAAUUUGCGAAAAACGCGAAUUUUAGACUUGAUAGCUUCCCGCUUACUUAAAUAACACAAGCAACUUUCUGUUUUCAGUUGCAGUUUCAACACAAGUGAAUUGAGCAACUUCUGGUGGCCUGUCAUAAAGAAGGGCAAGAAGAGCUGGAUUCUCCAAAUCAGUGACCAUGAUCUUUAGUCCCGGGGAGGGGUGGGGUUACUCAACAAAUGUUUAUACGGGUAGGCUCCGCCCCGAGGUCCAACUCCCCACCCUUUUAUAUGCCAUUUUCACGAAAAAGGUACCCUUUCGUAUACCUUCUAUUGGCAAAUGGUACCCCUUUAAUAUACCUUGUCUAGAACUUUGCGUCCCUUUUAACUGCUGUAAAAAGCGCUCGUCUUUCAAAUAGGAAUCAAUCACAAAAAUUGAACUCAAUGUUUUCUCGACUUUAUAAAACCAUAAAAUUUAUCUGUUAGCCCUUUUAGGCCCUUUCACAGACCCAAAUGACAGAUUUCCCUACCCUUUUAUAUACAUCAACUAGUGAAAUCCCUCCUCUUUCAUAUACCUUAUUAUAGGAAAUUAACGCUCCACGAAAUUAACGCGAAUCGUUAAAAUUCGCGUUAAUUUAAGUCGCUUUAAUUUUGUUGAGCGUUAAUUUCCGCGACGUUAAUUAAGUGCAGCGUUCAUUUCCGCGCUCUUAAUUCUAGUAUUUUAAACCCAAUUUACUACAAGCUUUCUUUCUUUCCAUUUACCCUUUAUUUUUCAUCUUUCACAAAUGCUAAGGCGAAGGUUUACAAUAUUUCGAGUUCAUCUUCAUCGUUGUCGCUGUCAAACGUGAUGUCAAUACCUUCUCCUUUGAUUUCGCGUAAUUAAUCGCGUUAAUUUCCUUUAUUAUGAAAUUCUACCUCCUCCUUCGCGUUAAUUUUCUUUAUUCGAAAAGUCGUUUCCCAUUAAACUCGCGUUAAUUUAAGUCGCGUUAAUUUCCAAUACCCUAAUUUCAUGGAGCGUUAAUUUCCUAUAAUAAGGUAACUGAAGCCUGAAAAAGAUACCCCUUUCGGGCGGAGCCUCUCUGUAUGGGCCAUCAUAGGGAGUACCCCCGGGUCUUUAGUUAGCGUUGUGCUUGGCGAUGGAUGAAAAGAAAUAAUUGCAAAAGUUGGCAUUCAAAUCCAUUUGAAGAGCCCUGGAUUGAAGCUGCUAUAUCCGGGAAUUGAAAGAGACAUGUAUAUAAUAAACUUUGAAAUUUCGUACGUUAACAGAGUAGCGAAUAUAGGUAGGGGACGGAGGGAGGGUCCGUAAAAAGCACCAAUCAGACCAACUGUUUUAUAACUGGAAAAAAGGCUGAACAUUCGCAUACAGCCUUCAUUUGGUAGCUUACAAUCGAACUUGUUUUGCACUCUCAGUCAUGAUCAGUACACCUUUUUAAACCAAUGGCUUGUUGUAUCAAUUGACGAAAUCUGGACAAAACGUACAACUAAACCGACAAGAAGAAUGUUGUGAACCUUUUUUUUUUGUAUGGCUUUUUUGUGAAUGUUCCAGAUGUCUGAAAGUGGCUCACAUAUCCCAGUAACACUGUAGUAAAAAAAAGGUAAAACGUAGCGUGUAAUAUACUAUGUGAGGACCAGAUAGUGAUAUUGGGGUCAUGUUAAGACGUUCCUUGACCUGGACUGCACCACACUGUGUUUCUGAGACUUGACACGCGCGUUUAAUUUAAUAGCGAGUUUAAUUUAGUAGUUAAAAUUCUGU